Molecule: messenger RNA, 2321 nt
Organism: Chlamydomonas reinhardtii
Lineage: Eukaryota; Viridiplantae; Chlorophyta; Chlorophyceae; Chlamydomonadales; Chlamydomonadaceae
Exons: 9
Coding region: 212-1930 (572 amino acids)
Molecular function (GO): zinc ion binding; nucleic acid binding
Source: RefSeq, a predicted model, not a curated record
UAGCCUCGCGUCCGCCAGGCGCGAGCGGCAAGCAGUUUUGAAUACACUGAAGUUCAGACGGUGCUGACGAUCAGAACGUCUUGUGUCUGCUCUUAAGUCCAGUUGUCAACGAAUAUCCGGACACGCAUAGACUCCCUCUGAGUCUCACAGGCAGCGAGCCUGCUUUCUAACUUGUGCCGCUUGUGAGCAGCGCGAUAAGCCGAUAACCAAUAUGGCUUGCCACCCCGACGACGAGGAUUACGGCUAUGGAGGCACGGAUGUGGAUGAGGACUUCGACCAAAUAGAGCAGAGGCCUCCCCCCGCGAGGGCGCUGCCCUCAAAUGGCCCCCCGAGCAACGCGUAUGUGAACAACGGCUCUAUCAAGCGCGGCCGCACCCCAGAUGAGCAGGUCCCCGACACAGCAGCCGACCAGCGACCCCCCAACCCCUACACUGCCGGCAACGGCGCCGCCGCCGCCGCCGGCUUCCACCAAGACCAGCCGCCGCCGCACCACCACCAGCAGUCAAGCUACGACGGGUACGGGGCGCCCUUGCACCAGCAGCAGCAGCAGCAGCCCAACAAACGCUCCGCGGGCGGCGCCCCAGGCGCGCAGUUCGCGCAGCCCGCGCCAGGCUACAACAACACCCACGCAUUCAACAACGCCGAAGACGGCGCUUUCCAGCAGCCUGCUUAUGACAACGGCGUAGGCGGCACGGCUGCUGCUGCUGCUGCCGGCGGUCCCGGUGCUGUGGACGCGGGCGGCGGCGGCUCCAGCCCCUACGGCGCCUUUGCGGCCGCCGGGCCCAAUGGCGAGCCGGUGCCUUGCGCCUGCGGCGAGCCGGCCGUGCGGCGUGUGUCCAACAGCGCCGCCAACCCCGGCCGCCCCUUCUUCAAAUGCGCCAAGGGCAUGGGGCAGCAGUGCAAGUUCUUCAAGUGGGAGGACGAGCUGGGCGGCGGCGGCGGCGGCGGCACGCAGGGCGGCGGCGCCGCCGCUGGCGGCUACGGCGGCGGUGCUGGCGGCUACGGCGCCGGCGGCGGCGGCACGCCGGGUGGCAGCAUGAGCGUGUACGGCAGCACUGGAGGAGCGGGUGGCGGCGGCGCCGGCGGCCGGCCCUUUGGUGGCAACAACCCCUACGCCGCCGUACCGACCAGCAGCCAGGCCGCUAGCACCUCGGGCCCUGGCGGCGCCCGCGCCGGCGGCGGCGGCGGCGCCUGGGACGGCGCGCCGCCGGAGGCCGUUGGCGCCGACGGCGUGGGUGCGGGCGGUGAGGAGGUGGUCAAGUGCGGCUGCGGCGAGCCGUGCCCGGUGAAGACGUCCAACAGCACCAACAACCCGGGCCGCCAGUUCUUCGCCUGCCCCAAGAUGCGCGACGACCCCACGCGCUGCCGCUUCUUCUGCUGGGCUGACGAGGUGGACAAGAACGGCGGCGGGGCAGCUGGCGGCGGCGGCUUCGGCGGCGGUUACGGCGGUGGCGGCGGCGGCUAUGGCGGAGGUGGCGGCGGCGGCGGCGUGUGCUAUGUCUGCCAGCAACCAGGCCACUUCGCGAGCGCAUGCCCGCAGAAGGGAGCCGGCGGCGGCGGCGGCGGCUACGGCGGCUACGGCGGCCGCGGCGGCGGCGGCGCUGGCGGCGGCGGCGGCGCGGCCAGCGGCGACAGGCCGUGCUACCUGUGCCAACAGACGGGGCACUGGGCGCGCGACUGCCCCACCAAGCAGGCAGGCGGCGGCGGCGGCGGCUACGGCGGCCGCGGCGGCGGUGGAGCCGGCGGUCCGCCGCAGUCGUUCGCCAGCCGCUUCAACCGUGACGGCGGCGGCGGUGGCGCCGGUGGCUAUGGCGGCGGUGGCGGCGGCUACGGCGGUGGCGGCCGGGGCGGUGGCGGCGGCGGCGGCGGCAACUGCUACAAGUGCGGCCAGCCAGGUCACUGGGCGUCGCAGUGCCCCACUGGGCGGUAGCGGCGGUAGCGGAGCGGUGGAGCAACAGUGGCGGCAGCGGCGGUGAUGGCGGUGGCUGCAGCGGCACUGACGCCAUUGGUGCGGCUUAGUGAUUGGUGUGGGCUGGCAGCAAGCGGAGUGGGUGUGAUGUGCGGCAGUCGGUGAGCAAAGCGGCCGGUGGAUGUGUGGGUGUGGGUGUGUACUUGUGUGGCUGGGAGGGAUGCGGAGGACGCGGUCCGUGGACAGGUGCGGUAGCUUGCUCGGAGGAGGCUUGGCGUGCGGCCUCGCACUGACACAAUGCGGCUGCAUGCGGGGUGUGGACAUGUCGCCUGGUAGGCCGUGGCAUGUAUUUGGAGAGGAUUGCUGAUAAAGUGUGCGUACGCCCCACCUCGCCUUGUAAACACUGUGAACU